AUGACAACAGACGAGGCGGAGAGCCACCAGAAGAAGCCAAGGCCGCAGGAGGAAGCAGGCCAGGACACCAGGCCACCCUCACCGGAGGAGGAGCAGCUGCGGCCUCGCAACCGCAACUCUGCCAGCCGCGGCCUCUCCCGCCUCUUCUCCUCCUUCCUGAAGAGGCGCUCACAGUGUGAUAGUGAGGCGGGGGAGAAGGAGGACAAGCAAGAAGAAGAAGAAGCUAAAGCCCCCAUCGCUGACCCUGAACCUGAACUGAGGACAGAGGGAGAGGUCGCCCUGGAUCAGCACUCAGUAAACAGUGCUGAGGCUCAGGCUGUCCAGGUAGAGAAGAAAGAAGCCGAGGCAGAGGAGGAGGAGGGUGGAAAGGACAAAGAAAACGAUAAAGAGAAAGGAGAGAAGGCUGCCCUGGAGAACGAAGAGGACAAAGACAGGGAGGAGGAGAAGGAGUCUGAUCCUGAAGGAGGCAGUAAGGGAGAGAACGAGGAGAAGGCAACAGAGGAGGAGGCCAAAGCUCCCAGAGCUCCACGCCGACCCAAGACCAUGCAGAUCAAAAUCACUCUGCUCGAUGACGCUCUGUAUGAGUGUGAGCUGGAUAAACAUGCCACAGGCCAGGAGCUGUUCAUGAAGGUGUGUGACCAUCUCAACCUGCUGGAGAAAGACUACUAUGGCCUUGUCAUCUGGGACACGCCUACCAUGAGGACUUGGAUGGACCUGGCCAAGGAGAUCCGCAGGCAGGUACAAGGUGCCGACUACAAUUUCACUUUCAAUGUGAAAUUCUAUCCACCGGACCCAGCCCAACUUUCUGAAGACAUAACAAGGUACUACCUGUGUCUCCAGCUGCGGAAGGACAUCCUUCAGGGUCGCCUUCCAUGCUCAUUCGUGACGCUGGCCCUUCUGGGCUCCUACGCGCUGCAAUCAGAGCUGGGCGAGUAUGACCCUGAGGUGCAUGGCAGUGAAUAUGCAAAGGAAAUGAAAAUGGCUCAGGGUCAGACCAAGGAGCUUGAGGACAAAAUGAUGGAGCUCCACCACACAUACAGGAUAAUGAGUCCAGCCCAGGCAGACCUGAUGUUCCUGGAGAAUGCCAAGAAAUUGUCUAUGUACGGAGUGGACCUCCACCAGGCCAAGGAUCUGGAUGGAGUUGACAUCAUGUUGGGGGUUUGCUCCAGUGGUCUGAUGGUUUACAAAGACAAACUGAGGAUCAACCGUUUCCCUUGGCCCAAAGUCCUCAAAGUCUCAUACAAACGCAGCAGCUUCUUCAUCAAAAUAAGACCAUCAGAGGUGGAACAGUAUGAGAGUGCAAUUGGUUUCAAACUGCCCAAUUACAAGGCAGCCAAGAAAAUGUGGAAAGUGUGUGUGGAGCAUCACACCUUCUUCAGGCUUACCUCCAGUGAGAUGGUCACCACCCCUAGGAAGUUCCUGGCACUGGGCUCCAAGUUUCGCUACAGUGGUCGGACUCAAGCUCAGACCAGACAGGCAAGCUCUCUGAUUGACAGACCAGCUCCUCUGUUCCAGCGUUCAUCGAGCAAGAGGAACUCGCGCAGCCUGGAUGGAGCCAUGGCGUCCACUCCCGACAACAAAUCCACUCGCCCGGUCAGCGCCCCUGUUAUGUCACCGGUGUCCCUGGGGGAGGCAUCCCCGUCUCCGCUGCUGCCCACCCUGCAUCGCUCUGUCCACCACGGUGGCUACGCUCCUAAAAGUCACCGCUCUGCAGACAGGAAGGCAGAGAUGAAGAGGGAAAGUCAGUCAGCUGAGUAUACCAGGAGCCACAGCCCCAGACCAGAGUCCACUCCGGAGAUCAAGACAGUGGCCAGGAGAGAGCGGAGGCACUCCCCCUCUGUGACCACCGCCAAUGGAGAAAGAGAGAACAAGAGCCAGCACUCUCCUCAGGACAAAACAAAGGCGGAGGUGGUGCGAGUGAGGAAGAAAAGAGCAAAGAAACUUGAGGGUGAAACUAUUUAUAUCAGACAUAGCAAUUUAAUGUUGGAGGACGUGGAUAAGACCCAGACUGGAAUCAUGCGUCAUCACACUAGCAUUAGUGAGCUGAAAAGGAGUUUCAUGGAGUCAGUGCCGGAGCCUCGUCCCAGUGAGUGGGACAAGCGUCUUUCCACCAACUCACCUUUCCGCACGGCGAGCAUCAAUGGCCAGCUCCUACCAGCGUCUCCUGUGCUAAAGACCCAGACAAUCACCAUCUCAGAUGUCACCAACUCCCUGAGAGGAACCGUGACCUACAAGGACGUGCCCUUAGUUCACACUGAGACCAAGACCAUUACAUAUGAGUCAGCACAGCCAGUGGACAGCCUGGCAGAGAGGGACUCAGGGGUGCUGCUGAGUGCCCAAACCAUCACCUCCGAGACCAUCAGCACCACCACCACCACCCAAAUCACCAAGACGGUGAAAGGAGGGAUGUCUGAAACUCGCAUUGAGAAGAGAAUCGUCAUCACUGGAGACACUGAAAUUGAUCAUGACAAGGCUUUGGCUCAAGCCAUUAAAGAGGCAAAAGAACAGCACCCAGAUAUGUCCGUUACCAAAGUGGUUGUGCACCAGGAAACAGAGAUCACCCCAGAGUAA
Limanda limanda (common dab) is the source of this 2571-nucleotide messenger RNA. RefSeq names its product erythrocyte membrane protein band 4.1a (gene epb41a). Bases 1 to 2571 code for a protein of 856 amino acids. Gene Ontology annotation, cellular component: plasma membrane; cytoskeleton. The record is from RefSeq and is a predicted model, not a curated record. Gene Ontology annotation, molecular function: structural molecule activity; actin binding. The transcript has 19 exons. Lineage: Eukaryota; Metazoa; Chordata; Actinopteri; Pleuronectiformes; Pleuronectidae. Gene Ontology annotation, biological process: cortical actin cytoskeleton organization.